Messenger RNA from Homalodisca vitripennis (glassy-winged sharpshooter), 1556 nucleotides. RefSeq lists its product as uncharacterized. The record is from RefSeq and is a predicted model, not a curated record. Bases 1 to 1494 code for a protein of 497 amino acids. The transcript has 6 exons. Lineage: Eukaryota; Metazoa; Arthropoda; Insecta; Hemiptera; Cicadellidae.
AUGAAGGAUGGCGUUGGUUGGAGGAUGGGUAGUCGCCUCCAGUCUACUGUUCUUCUAGCUCCUUCUCUGCAUUUCAAGGUCACCAUCGCACGCGUAACACUAAACCCGUCUACUCUGGUGCUUACACCCAUGUUCCAGUGGUACAUUCUGUUGUGUCGUGGAGCCCAUCGGACUAUAGGAGUGCCGCAAGGUUACGUCUUGGGACCACUGCUCUUCUCUGGGCACGCACGUAAACAACCGACUCUCUCGAAUGUUCUAAAUGAUGAAUGGAGGAGGAACGAGGAACCACGUGACCGAGUCCGAGGCUCUUGCUGUGUGUCUGUGUCAGUGUCAGUGGGGCCGCGAGUGUCUGUGGCAGCAGUACAGGUGUCUGUGGCUCAGGUACACUCUGUGUCAGGAGUACAGUCUGGUCAAGUGCGGCAUGGACAGCGCCCUACGGCCAUCCAGACCCGUUACAUAGUCACCAUGGGCGGAGUGUGGUGCAAGUCGGACAAAGGACAACAACGAUCCUACACCACCCGAGGGCAUUUCAACUCUACAAUAUCUCGCUGGACCGAUCAUGUCCGGCAAGUGUAUCGAAAACCGAAGACACAUCAUCGACCUGCAAGGCCUCCCCAGAAACCGAUGCGAACAAAUGGCCGUCUGACGAUUAGUCACCCUCAGCUGAGGAAGGAAGAGUCCUCAGACGGCUGGAGGACGGCGACGCUGAUGGUACCGGAUGCUGCUCCUGUCCCUCCACCCAGGAAAAAGAGGAAGCGCAACCAGGAUCUCACGAGGGCAGCCUUUUCCAUGGACGACCUAAAUCGGCCAGACUCUCUGAACAACUCCACCAUCUCCUUGCCGGACAAGUAUCAUCACGCCGACGGCGUUCUGGAGUCCAGAAACUCUUCGUCCACCAUAAUAGUUACUCCGAUCCUCGAAACGAGGCAUCACCAUACCGCAGACGACGAGGACACUAAGGAAUACGACAAAGAGAAUAUCAUGACGAAUUCGGAACACAAAAUCGAAGAGGAGGACGAAGAUUACAAGGACUGUGUUUACGACACCGACGAAAUAGUGCCUGUAGAAAAAGAGACAAUGUUCAGUACAAAAACCCUGCUACAAUCGAAUCUGGGGUACAUCGAUAAAUUGUCGGCUAUAUCGGAGGUGUCUGCGGAGAGUGGUUUCGAUGACAGGACGGACAUUGCCAAGUCGAGCGAGAGAUCGGAGAGUGUAACGAGCGGGGAGAGUGCGCACAGAGAGCCGGGGUUGAACAUUCUCGCCCACAUUCAGGACAUCAACAACGUGUCUCAACUCAACGAGAUCAAUAAGGAGAUCAAGGAAAAAAACGGCCAUGAGCAAACAAGAGUGGUUGCAGAAUAUCCUGAAGGAGGAGAACGAGCCGUAUUUCAUAUCGAGAGACACGGCGGUGGAGACGAGAAGGGGGUCGGACAGCAUAACACUGGGCGAGAAAUCGGGGGACGUUUCCGGACAGCCGAACUCAUUGCCUACUGACCAUUUGCAUCUCAUGAAUCGAGAAAGGGAAACAUCUGUGUCCGAUAACAGUGCGAAUAAAA